AGAGAGAGAGAGAGAGAGAGAGAGAUGGAAGAGACAAAGUCCAGAUUCAAUAGGAUUUGUGUUUUUUGUGGUAGCAGUUCAGGGAAGAAAGCCAGCUACCAAGAAUCUGCUGUUGAACUUGGGAAGGAGCUGGUGGAGAGAAGGAUUGAUCUGGUCUAUGGUGGUGGAAGCGUGGGAUUGAUGGGUCUUGUUUCUCAGGCAGUUCAUGAUGGCGGGCGCCAUGUCCUAGGAGUUAUUCCAAGGACCCUAAUGCCUAGAGAGAUAACUGGUGAAACUGUUGGAGAAGUGAGAACUGUCUCAGAUAUGCACCAAAGGAAGGCCGAGAUGGCCCGUCAAGCUGAUGCUUUUAUUGCCCUCCCUGGUGGCUAUGGUACCCUGGAAGAAUUGCUGGAAGUCAUUACCUGGGCUCAGCUUGGAAUCCACCGCAAACCUGUGGGGCUUUUGAAUGUGGACGGUUACUACAAUUCGUUGCUGUGUUUCAUCGAUAAGGCCGUUGAUGAAGGCUUUAUUUCUCCUACUGCACGUCACAUUAUCGUGUCUGCUCCAACAGCCAAGCAAUUGGUCAGACAACUGGAGGAAUAUGUACCAGAGCUCGAUGAAGUAACAUCAAAGUUGGUGUGGGAAGAGAUGGACAGAAUAAGCUAUGUAUCUGAACCAGGAGUGGCCACGUGAUGUGUUUGCUCGAUUGAUCAUGCAGAAGUCUUUAUUUUUUGCGUUUUGGUUUCACAGUAUAUACGGUUAAUAUACGGUAUGACACCGUACAUCAUCAGCGGCAGCAGCAGCAGCAGCAUAGGAACUUUGGGUUUUUGUUCUUGUAGCUGAAGCCAGAAACGCUCUCAGGGUUUUUGUUUUUGUAGCUGAAGCCAGAAACUCUCUCAAAGUCCUCUUAUAAUAUAUUUAGUUCGAAGGAAAAGAGAAAAAAAAAAAAAAUUAGAAAAUGAAGGAAAUGCUAGCCCUUUUUGUAAAACUCUGAAGGAAUCAAUUCAAGUUUCUUCUUGGCUAGCUACAUGGUUGUUCUACCGUGUCGAUUCUUUUGUGACGAUGUCUUCUGGGCAUCUACAGUUUCUUUAAAUUUGUGAGGAAAAUGUCAGGAGAAUAUACGAAAAGAUGUGUUGCAAACUUGUCGUAUGGUCCUCAAAACUUCAAAAGUGGA
Pyrus x bretschneideri (Chinese white pear) is the source of this 1153-nucleotide messenger RNA. Its product is annotated as cytokinin riboside 5'-monophosphate phosphoribohydrolase LOG7-like. The transcript is spliced from 7 exons. NCBI's taxonomy places the organism in Eukaryota, Viridiplantae, Streptophyta, Magnoliopsida, Rosales, Rosaceae. Gene Ontology annotation, molecular function: hydrolase activity, hydrolyzing N-glycosyl compounds. Bases 25 to 672 code for a protein of 215 amino acids. Gene Ontology annotation, cellular component: cytosol; nucleus. The record is from RefSeq and is a predicted model, not a curated record. Gene Ontology annotation, biological process: cytokinin biosynthetic process.